GCUCUGCCCGGCUCCACCAGUCCAGCCCAGGACAACCCGUACCGCGGACAGCUGACAGGCAGCGGACAGCAGGCUGGCGUCCAGACGGCUGACGGCAACUGCUCCGACGUCCACCCGAGGCCCCCAAGAGGCCCCACAGACUGUCCCGGACGGCCCCGACCCCUGAAUCUCUGAGCACUCCAUUUGCCCCUCCACCCCCACCCCCACCCCACCCAACUACAUUCACCCUGGGACUGACAGACCCAGAAGGACAGACGGGCCUCCUGCAAACAAACAGGCGGACUGACAGAGUGCCCUUCCAAGGCCCACAGCUCCCUUUUCAGCCCUAGCCCCGGACCGCAGAACCCGGCAGAAGUCCCGCGCAGCCCCGGCCUGCCAUGGGCUGGCUCCUACCCGUCACCCUCGGUUGCAUCAGCCUCCUGAGCCUCCUGCUCCCGGGCACGUUGUCCCGGCGCUUGGGACCUCACCCGCUGCUGUCCCGGCCCAGGGAGCCCCCAGACCGGCUAUUCCCCCAAGACCUUGAAUCUCAGGCUGUGAUGAACGUGGGGCCGGUGACUCUCGUGGGCCAGCCAGGGCCCAACGUGGAGCCCCUCGUGGGGCACUGCCCUCGACACCCACACCAUCAUCGCCAUCGCCGCGUGAAGCUGCAGGGCCGCAGGGGCAGGGGCAGGGGCCGUGGUGGCAGGGGCCGCAGGCACGCCCGGCGCCACCACGCCCAGCUCAUGAGAAUGGGCUGUGUCCUAAGCACCUGCCAGGUGCAAAAUCUCAGCCAUCGCCUAAGGCAGCUCAUGGGACAGUCAGGGAGGCAGGACUCAGCCCCCAUGAACCCCAAGAGUCCCCACAGUUAUGGCUGAGCAGCCACCCCUGCCCCUACAGCCCCACCAAGACUCCAGAGCUCACCACAGGCCCCCCCCCAUGUCUGGGACCUACUUUCUAACUGUGUG
Messenger RNA from Phascolarctos cinereus (koala), 944 nucleotides. RefSeq names its product adrenomedullin 2 (gene ADM2). Lineage: Eukaryota; Metazoa; Chordata; Mammalia; Diprotodontia; Phascolarctidae. Gene Ontology annotation, molecular function: hormone activity. The record is from RefSeq and is a predicted model, not a curated record. Gene Ontology annotation, cellular component: extracellular region. Gene Ontology annotation, biological process: regulation of systemic arterial blood pressure; positive regulation of heart rate; adenylate cyclase-activating G protein-coupled receptor signaling pathway.